UAUUAUAGUAUAAAGUUGGUGGCGUUAAUAAAAAGUGUAGGGUGGUAGCUUAAAAGAUAAGAGACUAGGAGUUCCUAUUUCCUACUCUUUACUUCACCCAACUUUCUCUUCCCACACUCCACUCCCUUCUCUUCUUUACCUUGCUUUCUAGGUAGCAGUAGCAGUAGUUUGUGAAGGAUGAGGAUCUUGUGUUUAACGUUGUUGCUUCUGUCUAGUGUGGCAAUGGGAGAAGAUGCCGAUCAUAAACACUCCCUAAAAGCCACCUCACACGCGCAGAUCCAGUGCACAAUGUGUUCCUCUUGUGAAAACCCCUGCGGCCAAGUUUCUCCGCCGCCGCCGCCGCCCUCACCGCCACCUCCUUCCACCACAAACUGCCCCCCACCGCCGUCUCCUCCUUCCUCCGGGGGCGGUGGCGGAGGUUCCUACUAUUACUCUCCACCCCCACCCUCUCAGUACACCUACUACUCACCACCUCCACCAGCAUCCACCGGCGGUGGUGGAGGAAUCUACUACUACCCUCCCCCCAGCAACGGAAACUACCCCAGACCACCGCCGCCGAACCCGAUUGUGCCGUAUUUUCCGUUUUACUACUACAGCCCGCCGGCGCCGGGCGCCGCCGCUCCUACGCCCUGGACGGCCUCUUUUGUUCUCUGUGCAAUUAGUUUGUCCUCCUUUCUGAUGUUCUUGCUUUGAUCGUAAAUGCAAGAAACAAGAAAAAAAAGGGCUAUAGUGGAAAUAACGGCGCAGAUUUGCAGAUCUAGAGAUUCUGAGGGAAAUGAGAGUGAGAGAUGGAAGCGGUGGUGUAUUUCCCGUUCUGCCCUGCACACACCUACAGAACCCACACAUGUGAACUCGCACGCACGCACGCGCAUCCUCUUACUACAUAUGUUUUCUCUCUCUGGAUUUCUAGUGCCAAUGUAGAUUUUAUGUAUUACUACUACUACUAGUGAAGUGUUAUUUGGUCAGUAUAAAAUUGAAAUAAAUUACACUUAUUCACGUGAUGCAAAUAA
This is a messenger RNA of Vigna unguiculata (cowpea), 1010 nucleotides long. RefSeq lists its product as uncharacterized. The record is from RefSeq and is a predicted model, not a curated record. NCBI's taxonomy places the organism in Eukaryota, Viridiplantae, Streptophyta, Magnoliopsida, Fabales, Fabaceae.